AUGAUUCUCCUGUUGCCGAUAGAAAUCAUCUGCGGGAUUGUGGAGCAGUCCACACUCAAAACUCAAGCAUCGCUAUCCCGGUCUUGUCGCCUCCUGCAUAAGAUUUGCAACCCUAUCCUGUACGAAAAUGACGUAAAGAACUACAACUCUACCUCUGUGUUCCAUGCUCUCGUUCGCUCUCCAAAUCAAUCCGUUGCUUUGAGGACCCUGACGGCUGCCAGAGGUGCGGGGGCUUGCUUAACUUGCUGUCAAGACGCGAAAAAACACCACCCCUUGUCUUUGUUUCGUCUAGAUACCACACUUUUCUCCCCUCUCAAGCUAGCUGCAAGAAGGGGACUAGAUCACGUUGUGUCUUAUUUUAUCGAUGAGGGUCUGCCUGUGGACGGCGCCGAUUGGACCGACUCAUUUCGAAAGACGCCUCUUAUGGAAGCGAUUCGCUGCUGGCAAGAGUCAACGGCGAUUCUCUUGGUUCAGAACGGUGCCUCUAUAGGUCGCCAACCAUUCGAAAGCGAGGCGUUCCAAGCAGCGAUUCGAGAGGAUCUGCCCAAGCUCGCAGUUGUCAUAAUCGAGCGGUACGGCCUGGACGUAAAUGCUGAUAUUGGCUACGGAUGCACACCACUAGUCCUGGCUGCUUCCUACAGGAGAAAGUCGAUGGUUAUCGCCCUGUUGGAGAAAGGUGCCAACGUGAUGCCAACGAUGAGGAGGUUUGGUAAAGAUCACGCAUUCGUGUCCAUUCUAUGGAUACUGGAAGCAGGCCUGACAACUUUGCGCGAAUCCAUGACUUUUGAUAAUGUCAUGGAGUUGAUUGUUUUGCUUGCGAAUCAACAAGGGGCCACUGUUCAGAGAAAUCAGCGGUUGCUGGCCAUUGAAGCAUUUCUCAAAUUACUGGACGAAGCUAGAAACGGGAUCUGGUGCAUGACUGUCCCUAAGAGAGAGGACAUCAACUGUUUCUUAGAUGCUCUGCUGCAAACAGCGUUGUCAGUAGAUCGAGCGGAUACGUCUCUUGCCAUUCUAUUGACUAGGUGGGGUGCAUCCAUCCAGCCCGUUGUUCUUUUGCAAUUGUUGGAGGUCUUGGAGUUAUCAACCUUUGAUGUUGAUGUGUUGCGUUGCCUUCGGCGUCACCCUACUUUGUUGCAGUGUUUUGAUUUUGUCUAUACUCGUUGCUCGUCCCCCUCCAGUCAAUCGAACGACCUGGUGGAGAAAUUCUUCCUCAAGCAUGUGCCCAACAGUGCCGUGCAACUCCUCGAGACAUUGAAGCGAUACGAUCUUCCGUUAACAGUUCGGGGAGUCGAGAUAUUGCACGCGGAAGUCUUGGGAGCAACAUGA
Fusarium coffeatum is the source of this 1326-nucleotide messenger RNA. RefSeq lists its product as uncharacterized. Gene Ontology annotation, molecular function: protein binding. The coding region runs from base 1 to 1326 and encodes 441 amino acids. Lineage: Eukaryota; Fungi; Ascomycota; Sordariomycetes; Hypocreales; Nectriaceae. The transcript has a single exon. The record is from RefSeq and is a predicted model, not a curated record.